UACACACCAAAAGCACGGAUUAGCAAAUGAGAGAUUUAGAGCAAUUGUGAGAAAGAGCAAUCGUAAGAGAGAAAAAAUAGAGAGAUUAUCCAAGAAGAAAAAUUAAGUUUAAUUUUUCGGAUAUUCUUGAAUAGAGGGUUGUGAGUGUAUGUAAAUACUUUAUUUAUUUUUCUCACUGUGGCAGUCCGGAAACGUAGACAAGAUUGGCCGAACUCUGUUAUUAAAUUGUGUGUGUUAUUAUUUUACUCCUCAUAAAUCUGACUUCUCAGGGAUUUUCCGUAAUUUUUCCCGACAUAUAUAUGGAUCCGUCCUUAAGUAAGGCUAGUCAACUUGGAAGUAUUGAUGGGUUAUAUGCAGUGAUUCGGAAUAAUCCGAAUGCUUUAUCUAAUAUUGAUCAAAUCCCAUUUGUGGAUACUCCAUUACAUAUAGCUGCAUUUGCAGGACAUAUCCAAUUUGCAAUGGAGAUCAUGAGGCUAAAACCGUCGUUUUCUACCAAAUCCAACCAAGACGGGUUUGCUCCUAUCCACAUUGCAUUACAGAAGGGACAUAUUCAAUUGGUGCUUUGGUUGGUAGAAAAGAUUCCCGAUCUUGUUCGGGUUCAAGGAAGAGAAGGAGUAACUCCUUUGCAUUUUGUAGCUCAGAAUGGAAAUCUUCAUCUUUUGAAUAAAUUUUUGUCAGUUUGCCCAAAAUCUAUUGAAGAUGUAACUAUCAGAAAUGAGACUGCUUUGCAUGUAACUUUGAAGAACUCUCAGUUUGAAGCUUUUGAAAUUCUGAUGGGAAAGCUUCAGCAAGAUAGUGAUGAAGAGGCUAAUUACUGGAAGAAAAAGAUACUUAACUGUAAGGAUGUGGAAGGAAACAGUUUAUUGCAUAUUUCAGCAUAUAGAAAUCAACCUCAGGUGUUAGAAUUUCUGGUAGAAUAUAUCAAAUCAAAUGCUGGGAUGCUGGAAGUGAACGCCCUCAACAACGAUGGUAUAACAGCAUUGGAUCUUGCUCUACAGAAUUCAGACGCCGAGGUUCAAAGGCUUCUCAACCAAAUCAUCAGAGCAGAAAAUAUCUUGAAUAAUAAUAUCAAAGACACAACUACAAUUCCAAACCCAACACAAAUCCAAGUGAUAAAACCAACAGCAGAAUUAGAGAAUUUUGACCCAGUCGACCUAAAGGAUUCGGCAGAAUAUUUUAAGUUCGAAUAUGGAAAAAGCAGUCCUGAAAAAGCAAGGAGUGAUUUGCUUGUAGUAGCUGUUCUAAUGGCGACCGCUACAUACCAAGCAGUCUUAACCCCUCCCGGUACAACUACCGACAAAAAUGGCGUAACCAGUUCAUUGGAUCAUGUCACUUACUCAUUUUUCAUGUUCUUUAACAGUAUCGGGUUUUAUAUAUCCCUGAGUUCAAUCAUGAUACUCAUAAACAAGUUUCCAUUGUACAGGGAGUUUCAGUUCGCCUUGUUUGCCUUUUCAGCUACCUAUGGUUCUGCGGUAGUGUCAAAUUCGCCGAGUGGCCAAGGGUCUGAGAUUUUCUCAUGGAUUAUUUCCCUUGGAAUGCCAUUAUUUAUACUCUAUGUGGGAAGUUAUAUUAGAAUAUUGUACAAACAACGCAAGAAAGUAGCACUUGCAGAUUGGCGUCGUUUUGAGAAUCCUUGAGCAAGAAAGCUAAAGAUGCUGGCCGCAUCUAACACCUUCGAUGUACAGGUCCUUAGCACCAGGACCAAUGGAGAUACAAUCAUCACCGGUUUUAAUUACAGAGUUGAAGAUCACAACAUUGGUGGAGUAUUGAACAUGAAUACCAUCUGUG
This is a messenger RNA of Jatropha curcas, 1788 nucleotides long. The record is from RefSeq and is a predicted model, not a curated record. Lineage: Eukaryota; Viridiplantae; Streptophyta; Magnoliopsida; Malpighiales; Euphorbiaceae.